Messenger RNA from Phytophthora nicotianae INRA-310, 273 nucleotides. RefSeq lists its product as hypothetical. Lineage: Eukaryota; Oomycota; Peronosporomycetes; Peronosporales; Peronosporaceae. The record is from RefSeq and is a predicted model, not a curated record. The transcript has a single exon. The coding region runs from base 1 to 273 and encodes 90 amino acids.
AUGUCGAACAAGCGUGGGAUUGAUGAUCAAGCGGGGUUUUCGUGCGCGCCUCAGGGCCCACAGCUCCUAGUACCAGCGUCGCAGGGGCUGUCAAAUACUAAAGCAGUUCUGGUGCCAUCCCCAACCGUUCAUCCGCAAGAAACAACUACGGAGAGAAACUACAUGAUUCUAACGCCACUAACCACUGCCACAUCGACAGGAAACCUGCUGUCAAGCUCUCCGGCUGCUGCAUUUAAUGCAUGGACCAGUGGUGACUGUGCUCAAGAGCUCUGA